AUGGCCGAGUGUUGGGAUGUAGUGAUCGCGACUUGUGAUGAGCCAGGAUCAGGCACUGAUGCAUCCGUUUAUCUAAAGAUAUACUACGAGUCAGCUCACGAUUACGAAACGUUCAAUCUGGACAAUCCAGGCAAGGAUGACUUCGAAAGGGGAGCAAAGGACCACUUCAAGCUGUUCUUCAAGCAAGGAGACAUCAUAAACAUGGGACUGUUCUGGUGGCCAGGAUUCACCUUCAGUCAAUCGUGGUGUACGAAAUGGGUUCUUCUAUUAAAUUCGGAUACGGAAACGUGUUUUGAAGGAAUCUUCAACAAGUGGAUACUUCAUUAUAAGGAUCCUCCCACAUAUGCGACACGAUUCCACAAACUGCGAUUCGCCGACUGUGUGGCUCCAGGUGAUCCAUCAGCAAAUCGACGAAGCUACAUGAGAUACGAUGACAUGCCUGGGACGAAUUAG
This is a messenger RNA of Ostertagia ostertagi, 453 nucleotides long. The record is from the annotation of a GenBank genome assembly. NCBI's taxonomy places the organism in Eukaryota, Metazoa, Nematoda, Chromadorea, Rhabditida, Trichostrongylidae.